This is a messenger RNA of Xenopus tropicalis (tropical clawed frog), 3234 nucleotides long. It is a transcript of the gene tpbg, whose product is annotated as trophoblast glycoprotein. Lineage: Eukaryota; Metazoa; Chordata; Amphibia; Anura; Pipidae. The transcript is spliced from 2 exons. Bases 684 to 1898 code for a protein of 404 amino acids. The record is from RefSeq and is a predicted model, not a curated record.
AGAACACUACGCUAUGGAGAGGGGGACUCACACCCAGUCUUGUCGACCCUGAAAACAAAGCAGUGGAGUGUUGGGGAGUGUUUUGUUUCUCAAUAGGCAGAGUCAAACGCCAAACUGUUUCAAAACAUCUUUCUUAACACUCCGUGAGGAAGCGAGCCACUGCUUAGGUUGUUUGUACUUUGUGAGCUCUUGACGUUACUCCUCCCCUUUACACUUGUAAUGGUUUUUCCCUGAGAGGCAGGGCCAUUACGGGGAGAGCAAGAGAAAGAAGUACAACACUGAGGCGAGAACGUGUUUGUUGGAUGUGGAGCUGUUUCCCUAGGCAGCCUGCAGCUGCUUCCUCCGCUGCUCCUAAGAGAAUAGCGCAAAAGACUUAGUCUUACCGGAUCUGCUUCUUGGGAAACGGGAUUCAUCAAAGAAUGUUUAGCUGGACAAAGCCAAAGUUCCUAGAAGGUGAAGAGGAAGAGUCACAUUAGCACAAGAAAAAAAGUUGUCUAUUGACGGUUUCCUCUGUGUUGAAAGAAGUCUCUUACUGCGUGCUCUUGACACUUUUACGCAGCAUUCUGCAUAGUUUGCCUUCUGUUCUGCUUCCUGGUGCCACACUUGGGAUUGGAUUGUGAAAAAAAAUUAGCAAAAAGCAUCAUAAACAGUCAUUCUGGGCUUGAAAAGCAAAACCUGGGGAGAUGGUUGCAUCUGAUCUUUUCUGCCUUUCUGGAUUUUGCAGGAGUGGCAGAAGGGGUCCUGGACUAAGAGUAAACACUGAAAGAAAGAAGGAAGCAAUACUCUUUCUGUUUGUUCUGCUACAUAUUUUGGGUGGUGUAUCGUCUCAGUUAGUACAGCAGUCACCUUGUCCAACGUCUUGUGUGUGCUCUGAAGCGUCUAGGACUGUAAAAUGUGAAAAAAAGGAUCUGAACGUUGUGCCCCAAAACAUACCACCUUAUGUACAGAACCUCACCAUCACUGGCAACAACAUCAGUACCUUGAAUAGAGCAUUCAGACAAGAGCAACCCUUAUCAGAACUUUCAAAUCUUGAUCUUAGUGACAAUCACCUCCAAGAACUGGGAAGCAAUGUUUUCAGCUAUCUACCCAGCCUCACAUAUCUUGACCUCAGCAACAAUGACUUGGGGAUAAUAAGUAACUUAUCAUUCCAAGUAGAUGGAAGUGGCAGUAUCCCACUAAAGGAAUUAAAAAUUAGCAACUCUUUUAAAAAUGAAUUUUUAAUUUCCAUGCUGGCAAAGUCCUUUGAUAUUGGAGCACCACGCAAGCUUGAAAAACUGGAGCUGUCUGGGAACGACAUAUUAUUUCUUCCCAAAGGUAUGUUUAGUCCAUUGCCCAACCUCAGACACAUUAACCUGAGCAAUAACUCCUUGACAAGCUUUUCAGCAGAUAUCUUCAAAGAUCUUAGCCAUCUUGAAACUCUGGAUCUUAGCAACAACGCUCUGAAGCGCUUAAGAAAUGCCACAAGUUUUGAUCUUAUUAGCCAAAAAAAUCUGUUAAUUAAUCUCAAUGAUAACAGCUGGGAGUGUGACUGCAUGAUUGAAGAGUUUUCCAGGUGGCUUAAGGACACCAAGUUGGUGAAAGAGUCAUCCAGUCUGGUGUGUGCUUUCCCAGAGAAUAUGAAGGACAGAGCGAUUGUUGAACUUAAUAUAUCAGAGUUAAAAUGUCCAGAACCGGAUGACAACACCAGCUUGCAAACCUCUUAUGUUUUUUUGGGCAUAGUACUAGCCCUCAUUGGAGUGAUCUUUCUGCUUGUUUUAUAUUUAAACAGGAAAGGGAUUAAAAAAUGGAUUUAUAACAUCAGAGAUGCAUGCAGAGAUCAUAUGGAGGGUUACCAUUACAGAUAUGAAAUAAAUGCGGACCCCAGGUUAACAAAUGUGAGCACAAAUUCAGAUGUAUAGAGACCAAUUUUUUAAAGCCAGAGCAACACUUCAACUAUGCAUGAACCAAACAUAAUGACAGUGCAUCCAAACCCUGUGCUUGCUCUCAUCCUUACUCCCUGCUGGAAAGCAGCAACAAUAAUACAGUGUCUCCACACAGGACCUUUGAAUGCCUCCACCUGACUGUGAAAUUUAUUGCUGCAUUAUAAUUUACUUUGCAUUGUAGACUCUGACUCUCGCAUGCUAAAUAUAAGAGUCCCACUUGGCUCUUUUUUUUCAGUGCUCAUGUUAUGGGAUUAUUCCUGUAAAAGAGAACUCAAAAGCUGGAAUAAGUGCAGCAAAAACUUUUUUUUCUCCUUUCAGAGUUUCUUAAUUAUGACACACACAUGCCAACCUAGUAGAUUACCAUUCAACAACUGCCUCAGAUUUUUUUUGGAGCAAAUGUUUAUGUCUGUAGGUCUGCAGAUCUUUGCAUGUGCAACAUGGGGGCUCUUACAGUAAAUUAGCAUGUACAAGCAUUACGUUCAUUUCAGAAUCUUAUUGGAAAUAUUUACACAGUAAUGCUUUUGCACUGUUUUUUAUAAAGAUAACAAAAUGCAGUUUAUAUCCAAGCAGAUUUUUGGUAAACUGCCCAGAACUUUUAAUAGGAACUAAUUAAAUAAAGGUUAUGUUAAAUUAAUUACUGUCGUGUUGACAUUUUCUGCCAAAUAAUUUUGUACUUUUUUUGUAUUUAGUAAAAUAAAUUGGGAACUUUCUUGUUGAAUACUAGUGAUGCAUAGAGCUACAAUAUCUUAAUGCUUUAUUGUUCUUAUUCAAUAUAUUGCUUACCUGAAUAAAAACAGGAGUCUUAAAGCACAAUACAUGUCAGUAUACACUACCCGAGUGAAAAAUAUUAAGUAAUGAAGAUAUGGCCUCUACCAAAAUAAACUCUAUUUUGCUUUGGAAUAACAGAUGUUCAAUUUUUUUUGAAAGCCCAAAAAUAUUUUUUAACUAUUGCUUUUGAACAUUAUUUAUUAAAUGCUCUUCAUGUCAGUAUACUGAAUGCUGAGCUAAGGGAAUUCCUGAUUUACAAACAGUUCUUUUAAGUUUUGUAUUUGAUUAGACAUUUAUAAUGAAUUCUUACUACUUUAUUCUGUAAUUCUGAAACUCACCCUAAAUAGUCCAAUAUGCAUGAGUAACAACAUUUUAAAAAAAUGGCACAAACUAUGCAAAUGUGUGUGCAUGCUUCUGUGUAUUUUAAUGUAAUAAAUGUAGUGUGGAAUCAUAUCUGCAGUACAGUUUAAUUUAGAGUAUGUUAGAAAAAGCAUAUGUUCUCAACCCUUGUCAAUAAAAUGUAUGACUAGAUUGAUUAAUUGUA